GAAUUUCACUCUUAAAAGGGACUAAAUGGUGUAGCAAAGUGUAAUAGUAGAACGUACGCUAUAAUUCGUGUUGAAUCGUUGAUAGUUAUGGCUUUUCAGGAGAUCCUUGAGUCUUUAGGAGGGAUGGGACGUUACCAAGUAAUUCAUGUGGUUCUUCUUUCCCUUCCUGUGUUCAUGUUGGCCAGUCACAAUCUCAUGCAGAACUUCACGGCUGCCACCCCGAGCCACCACUGUCGCAUCAAUGGGACAUAUGAGGAGACUAACUUCACGGGACCAUGGCUUCGGGCCUUACUUCCCAUGACACCUACAGGAGAAUUUUCAAAGUGUCUCAGAUAUACCACACCUCAAUAUGAACUGCUUGAGAACAACCUUACCCAGAGUUAUGAUGACUUGGAGACAGAACCUUGUUUAGAUGGUUGGGUCUAUGAUCAUAGUGAGUUUGCUUCUACUAUUAUAACCCAGUGGGACCUGGUCUGCAAUCACCGCAGAAUGAGACAGGUGGCUCAGUCCAUUUACAUGGCAGGGGUGCUGGUUGGUUCCAUUUUGUUUGGUGGACUAUCAGAUAAGUUUGGACGUAGGCCACUGAAUAUUUGGUCAAACCUACAGAUGUUUGUGACUGGGAUUUGUGCAGCCUUCUCUCCAAAUUACAUCUGGUAUUGUAUCUUCCGCUUCCUGACAGGAGUAGCGUUCUCUGGAAUUGUGCUGAACUCCUACUCUUUGACUGUAGAGUGGAUCCCCACAGGUAACCGAGCUUUCACUAGUACUGCCACUGGGUACUGUUACACCAUGGGACAGCUGGUCUUGGUGGGACUAGCGUUCAUAAUUAGAGACUGGCAAUGGCUCCAACUGGCAGCUUCAAUUCCUUUCUUCUUCUACUUUUUGUAUUCAUGGUGGAUCCCAGAAUCUGGCCGUUGGCUUGUUCUUUCUGGAAAACCUGAAGUUGCCUGUAAAGCCCUGAAGAAAGUUGCUCAGAUUAAUGGAAAGAAAGAGGCAGGCGAAAAGCUCACAGUGGAGAUCCUGAAGUCGAGCAUGCAGAGAGAAAUCAACGCUUCCCAUAACUCUACUUAUUCUGCGUUGGACUUGGUUCGAACCCCUGUAGUUCGACGAAUAUCCUUUUGUAUUUCAUGUACUUGGUUCUCAACCAGCUUUGCCUACUAUGGGCUGGCACUGGACCUGCAGAGUUUUGGAGUCAGUAUCUAUAUAAUCCAGAUCAUUUUUGGAACUGUUGACAUCCCGGCAAAAUUUAUCUCCUAUUUUAUCACGACUUAUGUUGGGAGACGUGUCUCACAAGCAAUCACACUAAUCCUGGCCGGUAUUGCCAUCUUAGUCAAUAUAUCUGUACCUCAAGACUUUCAAACAGUGCGGACCGCAAUGGCUGUUUUUGGAAAAGGAUGUCUAGCUGCUUCAUUCAACUGUCUGUACCUAUACACAGGAGAGUUGUACCCAACAGUGAUCAGGCAGACAGGCAUGGGACUGGGUGCAAUGAUGGCUCGACUUGGAGGAAUUAUUGCUCCUCUUGCUCAAAUGACUGGGGACAUCUACCACUCCCUCCCGCUCAUUAUCUUUGGCUGUCUACCCAUACUGUCUGGAAUUGCUGGCUGUUUUUUGCCAGAGACUCUUGGGGUCCCUCUUCCGGAGACUAUAGAAGAGGUGGAAAGUCCCGAUAAGCAACAAAAAGAUGUCAAUGUCAGCGCAAAGAUUCCUCUGAAAGAAACAGAGUUGUACAAUAUGAAAACUGAAGUUUGAAAAUGGAUUCCCCGCGUCUCCUCAAAGUAGGAGGCCACAAAGCACAACAGGGAGAACCACAGGAGCUUCCAUUCUAAUACUGAAUUCCUCUGUGAGCUACACAGCGUUGCAGUAUUACUUAUACUACUACCCGGUUCUGUAAAGAGAUACUUGCCAUCAGGAUUAAAAUGCAGCUUGAUUGAUACGUGGGGAAAAUCGGCCUCAUACUGAGAACUAAUAGCAGAGACUAAUAAAAUAUAUAUCUGCAACGAACCCGUCAACCUGGUAGGAAAUAAACAUUAUUACAGGCAUGGGACCUGUUAUCCAGAAUGCCCAGAUAAGGGAUCUUUCUGUAGUUUGGACAUCAUACCUUUAAAAAUAAAAAUUUCUAUAGAUAGUAUUAUUAUUAUAAUAGAUAAGCUCUAGAAACCUAUUGAGAAUGGCAGCUAAGAAUAAACUGCCACCAGGGACACUGUUUCAAUCCAACCAUUAUAUUUAACCUCGGCAUGGCCUAAACAGAAAUAUAAGCAAUAAA
Messenger RNA from Xenopus laevis (African clawed frog), 2260 nucleotides. RefSeq names its product solute carrier family 22 (organic anion transporter), member 6 S homeolog (gene slc22a6.S). The record is from RefSeq and is marked provisional. Gene Ontology annotation, molecular function: transmembrane transporter activity. Gene Ontology annotation, biological process: transmembrane transport. Gene Ontology annotation, cellular component: membrane; basal plasma membrane; plasma membrane. Lineage: Eukaryota; Metazoa; Chordata; Amphibia; Anura; Pipidae.